This is a messenger RNA of Monodelphis domestica (gray short-tailed opossum), 2572 nucleotides long. RefSeq names its product MAPK interacting serine/threonine kinase 1 (gene MKNK1). The record is from RefSeq and is a predicted model, not a curated record. NCBI's taxonomy places the organism in Eukaryota, Metazoa, Chordata, Mammalia, Didelphimorphia, Didelphidae. Gene Ontology annotation, biological process: protein phosphorylation. Gene Ontology annotation, molecular function: ATP binding; protein kinase activity.
ACUUUGGAAAGGGAAGGGGGCCAUAGAGACGAGCCUGGAAAAGAGGAGGGGGCGAGGGGGAAGGAUGGUCGUGGUCAGACAGCAAGUGGUCUGAAAACGAUUCGGGAGUGUUAGCGGAUCACAAGCUACAUGGAUGUCAGCCAUGGAAUGGAGCAGCCUGGACCAAGCUCACGGGAUAUUGGGCUGCAUUAAGACAGUCUGGAAGUAGAGCUAGCCCCGCUACCUACCGUUUGGCCGCCUUAAGCCCCCUCGGGAGUGUUGUGGCCAGUUGUGGGCAGACGGGAUGAGCAGAGGUCCGUGUCCUAUGCCAGAGGUGGUGAGGUGCCACCAGAUUGGGGAACUGAACGCUCACUGCACUUUUCAGGUGAAUUACAAAGACCGAUGAGAGGAGAGCACCCCAAAGCUGCCGAAGAAAAGCACCGUCCUGCCAAUUUCACAUUCGGUUUAGAAACAAUUUCACUUGGUCUCCAUCUUCACCGAGCAGAAAGAAACUCUAGCUUGUGGUAGGGUAGUGAUGUGGCUUUCGUUCACUCCCCCUCCCUCCUCAGCGAUGGGCAGCAGCCAGCCCCUUCCUAUCUCCGAAAGUGGCACGAAGAGAAAGAAAAAACGGAAGGCCCGAACGACUGACUCCUUGCCCGAGAGGUUUGAAGAUUUGUACAGACUGACCUCUGAGCUGCUUGGGGAAGGUGCCUAUGCCAAAGUUCAAGGUGCCGUGAGUCUCCAGAAUGGCAAAGAGUUUGCAGUAAAGAUCAUUGAGAAACAAGCCGGGCACAGUCGCAGCAGGGUGUUUCGAGAGGUAGAGACGUUGUACCAGUGUCAAGGCAACAAGAACAUUUUGGAGCUGAUCGAAUUUUUUGAAGACAAUGAGAGGUUUUACCUGGUCUUCGAGAAGCUGCAAGGAGGCUCUAUUUUGACCCACAUCCAAAAACGAAAGCAUUUCAAUGAACGGGAAGCUAGCCGGGUGGUCCGGGAUGUCUCCUGUGCCCUGGACUUCUUGCACACGAAAGGCAUUGCUCACCGAGAUCUGAAGCCAGAGAACAUCCUGUGUGAAUCCCCCUCAGAGGUGUCCCCAGUGAAGAUCUGUGACUUUGACCUGGGCAGCGGCGUGAAGCUCAACAAUUCUUGUACCCCCAUCACGACUCCAGAGCUAACUACACCGUGCGGCUCAGCCGAGUACAUGGCGCCUGAGGUGGUCGAGGUGUUCACAGAAGAGGCCACUUUUUACGACAAGCGCUGCGACCUAUGGAGCCUCGGCGUGGUUCUCUACAUCAUGCUCAGUGGCUACCCUCCCUUCGUGGGUCACUGUGGCAACGACUGUGGCUGGGACCGGGGAGAGGUCUGCAAAGUCUGCCAGGACCGGCUCUUCGAGAGCAUCCAGGAGGGCAAGUACGAGUUCCCCGAGAAGGACUGGGCGCACAUCUCGGCCGAGGCCAAAGACCUCAUCUCCAGGCUCCUCGUCCGAGACGCCAAGAAGAGGCUCAGCGCAGCCCAGGUCCUGCAGCACCCCUGGGUGCAGGGGCAGGCACCGGAGAGGGGACUGCCCACGCCGCAGGUGCUGCAGAGGAAUAGCAGCACCAAAGACCUGACGCUGUUCGCGGCCGAGGCCAUCGCCCUGAACCGGCAGCUCUCGCACCACGAGGAGCACGUGCUGGGCGAGGAGGCCCUGAGCGAAGGCCUCUGCUCCAUGAGGCUCUCCCCCCCAUCCAAGUCCUCCCUGGCCCGCCGGAGAGCCGAGGCUCACGCCAGCCGCCCCGGAGAGCCCGAGCCUGCCCCGGGGGCCCCGUGACGGCCCCUGGCUCCAGGGAUGGCCCCGGUGGGGAGGCCGGGCCGCCUCGCCGUCUGUCCCUCGGCCCUCCCCGCCUCCCCCUCCUGGUAAUGCCGCUCCCCCCCCCCCCCGGGGGCCUCAGCAAUGGAGCUCUCUCGGAGGGGCUGUCGGGAAAAGAUAAGUCACUUGUCACUUUGACGAAUGCGGUCAUUUCCUGCGGCUUCCGAAGCCGUCCGAGCCCGGCGCUGCUCCCAGGCAGCUCUGAGGAGUGUUUAGGCCGUCGCCGUCCAGAUCGCAGGGACCCCCAGCCCCAGCCCGCGACGGAAGGGGGUGCAGCGUUCUGAUUUUCCAGUUCAGCAAAUCAGAUCCAUCUUCCUGCGUGCGGCCUGUCCCGGGCUGAGGACGGCGUCGCUCUUGUGGGGCCGGGAGGCGCCCCUUCCCCGCUCGUACCUGCUGCUAAAGCCCAUUUCAGACGAAGAAAACGGUGUUCGCUGCCCCCAGAGGCCUCCCCUCGCCCGGCCCGGCCUUCCCUCCUGGUCUCCCUCCUCGCGGGAGCCUUUUUACGUGGAGACCUUGGCGCGGGCUGGGAGUCCCCAGAGGAUGGGCGGCUCACUCCCUGCUGCUUGGAGCCAGAGGAGGGGAGCCCGCCGGGGGCCUUCUGGACGUCCGAAGGGGCUGCUGGAUUCUGUUCUGUGCUGCAGACACGACCAGCAUUAAGGAAUAUGGAGUUGCCUAUUUAAGACUUUUAUACACUGUGACGGUGGUGUUUUGAGCUGUAGUUAUUUUAAUAAAAUUAUUUUAAGUAUA